Messenger RNA from Anarrhichthys ocellatus (wolf-eel), 3232 nucleotides. RefSeq names its product activating signal cointegrator 1 complex subunit 2 (gene ascc2). The record is from RefSeq and is a predicted model, not a curated record. Gene Ontology annotation, molecular function: ubiquitin binding. Bases 94 to 2439 code for a protein of 781 amino acids. The transcript has 19 exons. Gene Ontology annotation, biological process: regulation of DNA-templated transcription. NCBI's taxonomy places the organism in Eukaryota, Metazoa, Chordata, Actinopteri, Perciformes, Anarhichadidae.
AGAAGAAGAACACCGCUACGUCACUUCCGUGUCCAACACAGGUGAUUAGAAUUUUGUCUGGAAACGAAACUGUCGAGAGCAGCGACGACUUUGAUGACAUGGCUUGAGCGAGUUUACAGAGAGUCGUGUUAUAACAGAGAAACUAGAGAGGGAGGAGCCAUGGCCUGCGCCCGAGUGCCACUGGAUGAGCAGCAGGUGACCGAGCCGGGCCCGCUGGGGAAAGAGCACACGCUGCCUGCACUGCACCCGGCCAGGAAGGAGGAGCGCUGCUUCGUGCCUUACAAACCCCCGCCAGAAGACGGCUCUCCCGCCGAGGCUGAGGAGUUUUUGGAACAUGCCAAAUUCAUCACGGAGGACCUGGACUGGCUGCUUGCACUGCCCCAUGACAAGUUCUGGUGUCAGGUGGUGUUCGAUGAUUCUCUGCAGAGGUGCCUGGACUCGUACCUGCACCACGCUCCUCGCGGCCUCGACCUCGCCGCCCUUCCCUCCUCUCCGGCGGUGGUCGACAUGCAGCGCUGUGUUCACAGGGCCGUCUUCCUGACCUUCCUCCGGAUGGCCACACACAAGGAGUCCAAGGAGAGCUUCCUCACCCCGGCUGUGUUUGGAGAAAUUAUCUAUGAGAACUUCCUGUUUGACAUUCCCAAAAUCCUGGAUCUGUGUGUGCUCUUUGGAAAGGGCAACAGCCAGCUGCUGAACAAGAUGAUCGAGAAUAUCUUUACCCAGCAGCCGUCUUACUACGUCGACUUAGAUGAGACGGUUCCCACUGUGUUACAGGUGUUCGACACCAUCCUGGAUAAGUGUGGUCUCUACUGUGAAGGAGCCGCCGCCAUGGAGCCGAUGAAGCUGAACUCACAGAAACAGCGCACUGCCAUGACCAUGAGCCAGCAGGAUCUCGUAGAUCUGGUUCUGUACCUGUGUGACUCCACCACCACCAUCCAUGCCUUCCUGGACAUCUUCCCUGCCGCCUGCUCCAGCUUCCACUCCCAUGGUUUCCUCAGCAGACUGACCUCGUUUUAUGAGUCCGCUGUGCCUGACCUCGAGAACGCGGUGAGGAAGAGAAACUUUGACGAUAAAGGUCUUCAGGAGGACUUGUGGAAGAGGUUGUCCCACUCCUGUCGUAAGAUAGUGGAGAUGGCUCACCUGCUGCUGCACCACACCUGCCUGCAGCCGAUCCUGGAGGGGGGAGAAAACAUGCAAACCUUUGCAGAGGAGCUCCUACAACAUUUCACAUCUUUUUUACCUGAGAAAAGGUUCUUGUCGGACUAUGAUGAGCAGUUCUCCAUCGCAGACGACAUCAGCCUCCUCCAACAGGCCCUCCCUCUCAUCGAUGAGACCAGGACGUCCUACCUGCUCCAGGGGGUAGAGAGCGCCUGGGACAGUGUGGGGCGACGGAGACCGCACAGCCAGACUCGGCAUCAGGGAGCAGCGGGCGGUGCUGCCGCCUCCUCCUCAUCUGGCUUUAGAGUUCAGGAGGAGAGAGAGUCAGAAGGAGGAGAGAGUCUGAGAGGAGCAGAGGCCAUGUUGGAUGUUCCCCGAAAAGGAAAUAAUGUGAGUUCUGUGAUUAAUACAGCUAAUUUAAUAUGUUUUUAUGAGGAGCUGCUGCCGGAUCUGGGCGAAGGCUUCCUGCUGGCCUGCCUGCAGGAGUACGGCUACAGCUCUGAGCUGGUCAUCAACAACAUCCUGGAGGACCGGCUGGCCCCCAACCUGGACAAGAUGGACCGGGCCAUGCCGAGGCCAGUGAAGGAGGAGCUUCCAGAUGUUCUGAAUGUCAGAUCCAACGUGUUUGACGACGAUGAGUUUGACGUUUUCCGCAGAGACCAGGUGGACAUGUCUCGCAUCUGGAAGGGCAGGAGGAAAGGAGAGAGCCCUCAAGAGCUGCUGAACGACAAGCAGCACAUAGCGGAGCAGAAAGCUCGAUACCAGGCCUACGAGACGGUGGUGGACGAGGUCGUCAUUGAACCCGGGGCCAGUGCCGAAGCCUACGACCUGGACGCCUACGACGACGAGUACGACGACACGUACGACAUGAGCCAAGUGGGAGCCAACGACCUGGAUGGAGACAGCUUACUGAGCAGAAGGCCUUUCACAGUUCCACAGAUCCUGAGGAAAGGAAACAAACCAGAGUUGGAGGAGGAGGGUGAAGAUGAAGAGGAGGAAGAGCCGCUACAGAACAAUGUGAACAGGGACCAGUUUGUUCAGGACCCGGCUCUGCUGAGGGAGAGGGCUGAAGCUAGAAGAGCUGCCAUGCAUCAAAGGAAAGGUUUCCGGCCGGAGCAGCGUCCUCCCAGCAGCGUGGUGGGUCAACCCAAAGGCCAAGGACAGAACCUGGACACAUUCCUGGACCGACGCAAGAAGGAGGCCAACAAGAGCCGCGGGGCAAACCACAACCGCCGCAACAUGGCCGACCGCAAGAGGAACAAAGGCAUGAUCCCCUCGUGACCGGCGUGACGACCCGCUGCUCGAAACAAAAGCGACUGACUGAGUCGGUGAAGUGACAGAACAACGGGGGCUCGGGUGAUUGGUCUGGUUUAAAUUUGUCCCCACGAACACGUCACCGUGUUCGCUUGAAGGAAAAAGCCACAGAAGGUGUCGAGCUGUUGAUGUGCUUUAGUUUACACUCUAAAUAUCUGCUUUUAGGGAUCGGGCCUCAAGGAGUUUCUUUUCUUAGCUCAUUAAAAAAAAACCAAAGUCCUGAGUGAGAGCCGGAGACCGAGGACAAAGAAUAAGACCUUUAUUUUUUGCCAAGUAACAAAUCAGUUUACUAUUAAGAUGUUUCUGUGACAUCAUCAUCGAAUAGACAACAUAGGAAUAAAAGGAAGCAACAUCCAGGUGUUUUGUUUGGAGAGACUGUGGUUCCUUCUGUAGCUGGAAGAACAAUGAACGGACCUGGUGAUCAAGUCUGGACCUCAGUGGGAGACUGUGUGUCUCUCACUACGACUACUCGUCCUGUAUGAGCAGCUCGUGUCGAAGCAGGCUCCCACCGCUGUUGUCCAGCCUUCAGUAACAGAGAUCAGACGUGGUGUUUGGUAGCUCGUGCUGUACGGAGGCGCCUCACGGCCUCUUACAGACCGGCUGCGAGGAGGAACCCUCCGACAUGUCGCCAUGCACAGACUAUCCUCUAUAAAGAGAACAGAUCUAUCAGAGCAUUUUGUAACAAAAAAACAAAGCACAUGUAAGUGCUUCUUGGAGUUGAUGUUGCAAAAAAAGAAAACAUUAAAUAAAUACAAUAACA